AACCGAUGUUUUUUAGUACAUUCUCAUGAGUGCAUCCAUGACUGUUCAUUGUCUGCCGGCUCUGGCUACGAAAAGGCGAAUCGAUCCAGAAUAGCAGACCAUAGCCAUCCAAGUAUCCAAGCAACAUCCAAAUACGUUUUGUCUCAGCUCUCAGAAAACAUUUGAAACAAUUGAAAAAGAAGAAAAGUUUUGUGCUGUAGCAGAAUUUAUUCAGGAUUCCGUGAGAGUCACGUCGAACAGGACGUGCUUCUGAUUAUAACGACUCGUGUCGUAAUGCGGUUUUCAUGCUAAAAAACUGGUAGUGUGGACCUCGUGUGCGUAUCAACAAGUGGGUUUGUCCCCAGAGGACUUAAUUUUUCUGUUGUCAAACUUAAAAAAAGGCAUUUCAAACAAUGCCAAAAGACAGAUUAGCUGAACUGCAUGAAAAAAAUGGAGGACAUCAAUGUGAUGAAGAAGACACUUUGUUGGAAGUUCGGGCACAUCCAUCUAAGUUUUAUCAAAGAACAAAAGUUCUUGAGGUGUCAUUAUGUAAAAUUCAAGAACAAAUAAAUCAACAAAAAAUCCUACAAGAAAAUAUUCUUGCCUCUCCGACAAGUCAAAGUUCAAAGGAGAACAUGGAUAGGUUAUCAAAGUCAAUCACAACAAAUAUGACACAGACAGGAAAAGACCUAAAAGAUUUGAGAUUGACUGCCACCAAGGAUUUCCACAAUCGGAAAAUUACCGAUACAGAAUUUCGUAUGGUUAACAAUUUGCAAUCAUCUCUUACCAUUAGAUUUCAGGCAUUAUGGGACGAGUUAUGUUGUAUCCGUAAUACAUACGAAAGUAAAUGCAAAAGACGGAUUCAACGCCAGUUAGAGAUCGCUGGCUACGAAAUGGGCGAUGACGAAGUUGAGACUGCGCUGACUACUGGAUUAUCGGUCUUCUCAAAAGAGUUCGGGGAAUGUGAAGCUGCAAAAUUGGCUCUCCGCGAUCUUGAAGACAGACGCCAAGAAUUGCUUGGUUUGGAGAAGAAUAUACAAGAAAUGCAUGAUUUGUUUGUCGAACUCAACCUUUUAGUAGAGUGCCAGGGUGAAGUGGUUAACAGCAUAGAAAAGAAUGUCAGUCAGGCGGCAGGUAAUGUAGAUGGUGGGAAACACUGUUUGCAAGAAGCAAGGCAGAAACAGACUUCGCUCCGCAAGAAAAAGAUCGUUUGCGCUGUCGUUGUUGUUGGAGCGUUGGUCCUGGCAGUCGUCAUCACAAUAUCCAUUCUUUUCGGAUAGACACAAGUGUCCCAUUCUUGGUUUGAUUCCUAGACUAAUGUCGAGAUGUUUUCGUGCAUUACAGUUCGCAAAGCUGCAAGUUCAAA
Messenger RNA from Daphnia magna, 1345 nucleotides. Its product is annotated as syntaxin-1A. Gene Ontology annotation, molecular function: SNARE binding; SNAP receptor activity. Bases 393 to 1259 code for a protein of 288 amino acids. The transcript has 10 exons. Gene Ontology annotation, cellular component: endomembrane system; plasma membrane; synaptic vesicle. Lineage: Eukaryota; Metazoa; Arthropoda; Branchiopoda; Diplostraca; Daphniidae. Gene Ontology annotation, biological process: intracellular protein transport; synaptic vesicle fusion to presynaptic active zone membrane; exocytosis. The record is from RefSeq and is a predicted model, not a curated record.